UAUCUUUAACUUCCGUGACUGCUUGCUAGCAAGCUACUAGCUAGCUCUAUAGUUGAUACUACAUUGAUACUUUGUUGUAGGUCGGUAGCUAACGUUAACAAUAGUUAGUCGACAGAACGACAACAGCAAUAGCUUGAAAGCAGAUCAUUUCAAAAAUACAUUCCUGUUUUCGAGCCUGAAAGUACCUGGCAGGCAACCAGCCCUCCAGAGUAAGUCAAAGUUAACUAUACGUGUUCACUUAAAAUUAGCUACCCUUCGCUAUAGCAGUUAUAGCUAGCCUCUUCAUAGUUAGCCAGACUUAGUUAGAAAUGAAAAACCAAACUAAGGCCAAUAUCAGGUAUUAAAGAACGUAAAACAAAGGUUUGGAAAUGACAACGAAUGGCAGCCAAGCUAAUUCAGCUUUAGUCUCCGAGCUAUCCUUUUCUUUCCAGGACGAACUGACUGCCACUAUACACAAUGCAUUUGGGGUAGCCGUGGAGAUAGCGGUGCUGGAGAUCACAAAACUGGUAGGCCAAGCCCUGGGGGAUGUUCGCGACCAAAUGCACGAAACGUUGCGAGAGAAUAAGUCCCUGAAACAGCGUUUACAAGCUGCAGAGCUUGAGGUAUGCGCCUUGCGUGGUCGCGUCGAUGAUGAAAGUAAAGUUCAACCGGUUGCGCCCGGUAGGUUUAGCCCUACCGGUGGAAUUCAACAGGUUCACAUGCCGCCGGUCCCCGAAAAUGAAAGCGUACAAAGUCACCCCAAAAUCGGCAAACAAAAGCUUCAGAGGAAUACAGACUCAAGAUCAAAACAACCAACAGACCCGCUGUUGAAUGUUGAUGAAAGGUAUGGGUUCUUGGCAACGGCGGAGGCCAAUGCACAACACAACAAAUCGUUUUGCGAAAUUCGCGAGGAUGGUCGUGUCUGCUCCCAUGACCUAAACUCAGAUUUAGGAGGCGAAUCAACUUCAAGAACUGAAUCUCAACAACUAACGGUUACAGAGGGAAGCUGCCACAAUUUGUUCCCAGUGAGCCAGGUGGAAAUGGUACAGUUUGAUCACACAGCACCAGCUGCAUGUUCAGACACCACUGCGGGAGUGGACACACCAAGGACUCUUGUUGAGGAUCAGACAAUACCUGUUGCUGUCUGUCAGAAAUCUGAAGCAGAACAGCCACUAGAGGUGAAGGAAGAGUCACCUGACCUUGCCUGUGGUUCAGGUUCUCCCUCCUUUGUCGGAGGAGAGGAAGACAUCUGUCCCGACAGCCUCUCUCUUGCUCAGUCCAAACUCCUUGAGGAUUGGAAGCCUGAACCACUGCAUCUACAGAGCGGUGACACAGACUGUCUCAUUCCCUGCACCAGCCACUCGAUGCCUGAUUCAGUUGUCUUCAACCCAGAGAUACCAGAUGUGCUCGCCCCCGCAGCCAGUGGCCUUCCUUUACCCUUCUCCGAACCCUACUCGCCUGACCAAACAGCAGGGAUCUCCAUUUCCGGACAGCCGUUCGGCACCCAGAUGACCACCUCGAACACAAAGAUGCCUUCGGGCACGCAUGUCUGCAAGAUCUGCGGCGAGGUGUUCCACCUGGCCGGGGAGCUGCGCAGACACCGCUCUCAGCAUCACAGCCCCACGGCCAACAAGAACCCCAAGCGGCAGGUCUUCCCCCCGGGCCGCAGCCCCUACCACUGCUCCCUGUGCGGCCGCGACUUCAACCGCAUGGAGCACCUGAAGAUCCAUCAGCGUAUCCACACCGGCGAGCGGCCCUACGCCUGCUCCGUCUGCAACACCCGCUUCCGCCACUCGUGGGCGCUGACGAGGCACUUCCGCAUCCACACGGGAGAGAAGCCCUACGUCUGCAACCAGUGCGGCAAGACCUUCCGCAACUGUGGGGGGCUUCGCUUCCACCAGCGGUCGCAUUCCAUGGGAGGGGCUGUCUGACGUAUUAAGCACAGGAGGCCAUGGAAACGAAGUGAGGUGGAGAAAGAGAGAAUGAGGAAGAGAGAGAGCAUUGAGCAAGGGAGAAAUAAACAUCCAGAGAGUUGGAUGUAGAGUAUGUGGGAUGGGGAAAGCUGGUAGUGAAUGCAUGUUAUUAUGGAGACCUCCUCUGCUUACCCAAACAUCAGCCUGGAAGAAAUGGGAAUGCAAUAAGAGGGUUUCAGCGUAGGUCCUUCUGGAUAUGGGGUGAACGAACUCACACGUUGGAAUUGCAUCAGACGUGAUCUUUACCUCUGCAGAGCUCCACCCCUCCAUUUGCUGAAAGAAGACUGUAAGACCGUAAAGAAAACUGCUUAUAGUUCAAAUUCUAACUGUAAAAACCCUCCGUGACAGCAGUAUUUUCUACAACCACGAAAAGAACUAUC
Molecule: messenger RNA, 2332 nt
Organism: Megalops cyprinoides (Indo-Pacific tarpon)
Lineage: Eukaryota; Metazoa; Chordata; Actinopteri; Elopiformes; Megalopidae
Product: zinc finger protein Gfi-1b-like
Exons: 3
Coding region: 369-1910 (513 amino acids)
Biological process (GO): regulation of transcription by RNA polymerase II
Molecular function (GO): RNA polymerase II cis-regulatory region sequence-specific DNA binding; DNA-binding transcription factor activity
Source: RefSeq, a predicted model, not a curated record